AUGCGCGAGGCUUGCCUCAGGAUAAUUUUCCGACUGUACUCAGAUGCGGAGGACACUCCGAUGACAAUCGAAGAUCUGGCUAAUGAAUGUGAGAAUUUUACCGCAUUGAAAAUGGACAACACGGACAUGGAAGGAACACACGACAUCCAUGCUGCGUGGAAGAAAAAGUUGGAUACAGGCGCUGAUAUAACUUUGCUAUCACGCCGAGCUCAAAAGAGAAUUGGCACUUAUCCUGGAACUUUGCAUCAUACCUGUGAAAACCGCAGACGGAACUCCAAUGGAGAUCGAUGGCCGGCUUACAAGGAGUUAAAGAACAAGUACCACUACGGGAAGGUGACUCGAGAAGAAGAAUUUUGA
Strongylus vulgaris is the source of this 357-nucleotide messenger RNA. Lineage: Eukaryota; Metazoa; Nematoda; Chromadorea; Rhabditida; Strongylidae. The record is from the annotation of a GenBank genome assembly.